AACUACCCUCAGUCCUCGGCAUCUGCAAGUGACGGUUCCAUCCAAACAAGAGGGGUAUGGCGGACACACCCGCCGCAGCUCAUUGGACAGUGCUCAGUGGAACGUCACGCGGAGAAGACCUUCUAGACCGCGCCGAUGAAUUAUAGAUGAAAGGGUUUGUGCAUAUUUGGCAACGCGACGCAAGCUCACAGCCUCUUCCGACAACAACAUUGCACCGUUCGGACCCUCCAACUUCAGCUGAUCCGCGUCCACCAGAGAGGACGCGAUGUAUCCCGCGAGCCGUUAAUUCAGGACUUGAAGCAGGAAUUCUUUUCUUGAAGCAUCCCAUUUGUAGAAGUAGAAUCCUUACCCCAUCGAGACACGAUGCUCGAAUUUAGCAGAAAGGGGGCAAUAGUCACCUUGAUACUGCUGAUCGUCACGGUUUCUGCUACUGCAUCUACAGAAGAAGGUAUUUUUACAAAUCAUUUUCUGGUUGAGUUGCAUGAACAGACUGAGGAUGAAGCCCACCAACUUGCAACGGAAAACGGGUUUGACAGUGCCCGAAAGCUCCCCUUCGCCAAGGACCUGUUCCACUUCUACCCCAAGGAUUUAACCCAAACCAGGAGGAGGCGCAGUCUUCAGCUCAGGCAGCGCCUGGAGAAGGACCACAGGGUGAAAAAUGUGAUUCAGCAGGAGGGAUUUUCUCGGACAAAGAGAGGAUACAGAGACCUCAAUGCCAUCGACACCAACAUGAACGACCCGCUGUUUUCCAAACAGUGGUACCUGAUUAACACCGGCCAGGCGGACGGCACCCCCGGCCUGGACCUCAACGUCGCCGAGGCUUGGGAGCUGGGCUACACCGGGAAAGGGGUAACCAUAGCGAUCAUGGACGACGGAAUCGACUAUUUACACCCGGAUCUCGCCUCAAAUUACAACGCCGACGCCAGCUUCGACUUCAGCAGCAACGACCCCUACCCUUACCCCCGCUACACGGACGACUGGUUCAACAGCCAUGGAACCAGGUGUGCUGGUGAGGUAUCAGCUGCAGCCAAUAACAACAUCUGUGGUGUGGGCGUCGCUUUCAAUUCAAAGGUGGCAGGCAUUCGGAUGCUGGACCAGCCCUUCAUGACGGACGUCAUCGAGGCCUCGUCCAUCAGCCACAUGCCGCAGGUCGUCGACAUCUACAGCGCCAGCUGGGGACCCACCGACGACGGCAAGACCGUGGACGGCCCCCGCGAGCUCACCCUGCAGGCCAUGGCCGACGGCGUCAACAAGGGCCGUGGCGGGAAGGGCAGCAUCUACGUCUGGGCCUCGGGCGACGGCGGCAGCUUCGACGACUGCAACUGCGACGGCUACGCCUCCAGCAUGUGGACCAUCUCCAUCAACUCCGCCAUCAACGACGGACGCACCGCCCUCUACGACGAGAGCUGCUCGUCCACGCUGGCCUCCACCUUCAGCAACGGCAGGAAGAGGAACCCCGAGGCGGGCGUGGCGACCACGGACCUGUACGGAAACUGCACGCUGCGUCACUCCGGAACGUCGGCGGCGGCGCCCGAGGCGGCUGGCGUUUUCGCCCUGGCGCUCGAGGCAAACCCGGACCUGACGUGGCGGGACAUGCAGCACCUGGCGGUGCUCACCUCCAAGCGGAACCAGCUGCACGACGAGGUGCACCAGUGGCGGCGCAACGGCGUGGGCCUGGAGUUCAACCACCUGUUCGGCUACGGCGUGCUGGACGCCGGCGGCAUGGCCAAGAUGGCCAAGGAGUGGAAGGCGGUUCCCGAACGUUUCCACUGCGUGGCCGGGUCCGUCCAGGAGCCCCGUAAGGUCGCGUCAGACGGAAAGCUGGUUCUGACCAUCGACACCGACGCCUGUCAGGGGAAGGACAACUUCGUGCGCUACCUGGAGCACGUCCAGGCCGUCGUCACCGUCAACGCCAGUCGCCGCGGUGACCUCAACAUCAACCUGACCUCGCCGGCGGGCACCAAGUCCAUCCUGCUGAGCCGGAGGCCCCGGGACGAGGACUCCAAGGUGGGCUUCGACAAGUGGCCCUUCAUGACCACCCACACCUGGGGCGAGGACCCGCGGGGCGCCUGGAUCCUGGAGGUGGGCUUCCGCGGCGACGCCCCCCAGCGCGGGGUCAUGAAGGAGUGGACCCUGAUGCUCCACGGGACCCAGAGCGCCCCCUACAUUGACCAAAUCGUGCGCGACUACCAGUCCAAACUGGCCAUGUCCAAAAAGCAGGAGCUGGAGGAGGAACUGGACGAGGCCGUGGAGAGGAGCCUGAAGAGCCUUCUGAGUAAAAGCUAGACGUCCGCAUGAUUGGACAACCCCCCCCCCCCCCCCCCCACCCCCAGUCCCUCACCCCCACCCCAACCGGCCUCCCGCCCCACCCACCUCUCGAUUACAAGUUCCUCCUGUUUGUAUGUGUUAGGCUCCCUCUGACGAUCGUGUGUUGUAGCCAGAUUAUAACGGUGUCAUUUCUUUAAAAAAAAGGAAAAAAAAAGAAAGAAACAAGAAACUCUUCUUUUCGGAUAAAAGGAAAAUCGGUUUUCUUUUUUCUUUUCUGUUUUAUUUUUACUCAUAUCAUAAAUAUAUAUAUAUAUAUAAAUAUAAAUAUAAAGGACAUAUCUUUUCCUGUAUGUUAUGUUUUUGCUGACCCAGACCCCCUGAAUGAAAAAGGAACCUACAGUUUGUGACUGUAAAUUAUGUUCUGUGUCAUUCCACUUAAAGUUUAAUAUCUUGCAAACAGAGGAGUGAUUUUUUUUGUUUGUUUCUUUUUUUUUUUUGCUAUAUUUUUUUGUGAUAAAUUUUGUUUACAUAAAAACGGAGAGGAACGUGUGAUCAAUUUUGUAGGGUGUGGUCUAAAACCGUAUGCUAUUCUCUUCAAUGGGACACAACACACAGCUAAUGAACACAUGAAACCAUUCAUGAAAAAUAGUAUUGACCUGUUAAAACACACAUGCCAAAACGGUUCCUACGCCCUCAGGGUUUUUUUUAAAUAAUAGAGUUGAUUUUAGAAAACGUAUAUUUUUAAUUAAAUCCAGAAAGCGGGUAAAGCAAAAUGCAUGUAAUAUGGAUCACGGAUGACCAUAUUGCCGAGGGAAGUGAAUAAGCGAAUUAGAAAGGCUCAAAAUACAUAUGAAAAAGACCAAUAAUGUAAAUACAUUUAUGAUGUAUGUAAUUCCAUCGGAUAUAUACCAAGAAUCCAUAAAUAUCUUUGAAACAUCA
Molecule: messenger RNA, 3207 nt
Organism: Anguilla rostrata (American eel)
Lineage: Eukaryota; Metazoa; Chordata; Actinopteri; Anguilliformes; Anguillidae
Gene: pcsk2
Product: proprotein convertase subtilisin/kexin type 2
Exons: 12
Coding region: 364-2286 (640 amino acids)
Biological process (GO): peptide hormone processing
Cellular component (GO): neuron projection; membrane
Molecular function (GO): serine-type endopeptidase activity
Source: RefSeq, a predicted model, not a curated record